GCAGCAUGGUUGAGAAUGAGAGUGUAACUCAUAGUCAGAGCGAAAACUUCCCUCACAGGCAGACGGUGGCACUGAUUUAUUGACUGUGAACGGAGGGGGUUGGGUGAAACAAAAGGGGAGGCUGAUACCGAUGAUUUAUGUUGGAAUAAGCUGGGGGAGAUCCGUUACUGAUAUACAGGGUUUUUUUUUAACCGGGUGGGUUAAACCGUUGCAGCUGAAGCGCCGCCGGCAAUGCGGUUGAAGGUGAGGACUUUCGGCAUCGACUUCGACACCGAGGAGCUGGGCGGCUACUCGAGCGGGGACCGGGUGUCGGGGCAGGUGCUGCUGGAGGUCGGCGACGGGCUGCCGGUGGCGGCCCUGCGGCUGGAGGCGAAGGGCUGCGCCCGCGUCAACUGGACUGACAAGGCGGCGGCGGCCGCCCCGGGCAUCGCCCCGGCGCCCAGGUACCGGGAGGAGGUGGUUUACCUGCAACACCGGCAAACCCUGCAAGAGGCCACAGGUGAUCAAGAGUGCUUCGUAUUGCAACCAGGAAAACAUGAAUUCCCAUUCAGCUUUCAACUCCCACAAGGGCCAUUGGUUACAUCCUUCAAUGGAAAAUAUGGCAGUGUUAAAUAUUGGGUGACAGCAAUAUUGGAGCGGCCAUGUGUGCCAAAUCAAAUUGUGAAGAGAGAAUUCUCUGUGACAAGUCAAAUUGAUGUUAAUGCACCAAAUUUCCUGUCUUCCGUGUCAAAAAGUAAAGAGAAGACAAUCGGUUGUUGGUUUUUUACCUCUGGACCAAUAUCCCUAAGUGCCAAUAUUGAGAGAAGCGGGUUCUGCAAUGGUGAAGCAAUCCCAAUCUACGCGGAAUUUGAAAAUUGUUCUUCACGCCUUAUUAUGCCAAAAGCUGCAAUUUUUCAAACCCAGACGUACCUUGCAAAUGAAAAAACCAAGACAUUUCGACAGAUGAUUGCAAAUGUUCGUGGAAACCAUGUUCCUUCUGGCAGUACAGAGUCAUGGAAUGGAAAAGCCCUCAAAAUCCCACCAGUGACCCCCUCUAUCCUAGACUGCUGCAUCAUUAGGGUGGAAUAUUCUUUAGCUGUCUAUGUACACAUUCCAGGUUCUAAAAAGCUGUUGCUUGAGCUUCCCAUAGUUAUCGGCACUAUCCCAUACAACAGCUUUGGAAGCAGAACAUCUAGUAUGUGCAGCCAAUUCAGCAUGGACAUGAGUUGGCUUCAACUUGCCUUGCCAGAACAGCCUGAAGCUCCACCUAACUAUGCUGAUGUUGUGUCUGAGGAAGACCUUGCUAGACAGUUUCCACCCCUUCCACAAGCUGAUCAUUUGGAGCACGAAUUUGGAAGUCCCAUAUUUGCUUACAUUCAGGAGUUCAGAUUUCAGCCACCACCAGUUUAUUCAGAGGUUGACCCUAACCCUACCUUUGCAGAAGAAUUGCAACGUGAAGUAUCAUUUGAAAUUUGAGGGAGUUGUUCUAUAUCUUUAAAGUUUAUUCAUGAUUUGGUUGGUUUAAAGUUGAGCAUUGAAGUAUGGAGCAUCUUCAGCACUGGAAGAGGAAGACUUUAAAUGAGUGAUGACCUGGUGGUGGUCUAAUCAAGUGUAGACUGAAUGGCACAAGAGAAUGCUGUUUGGGAAGAGAAGGAGCUGAGAAACGUUCCAGCCAUUGCAGAGGUGUGCAGGAGAGAAUGUUGAACCUGAACUGAAGAUUGGAAAAAGGAAAAGUUUUGGUCAACCGUAACACUACAGAGCAGUAAAGACCUCCUAGCUCUCAAAUAAGUCCCUAGGAGAAGCUAAACUUCCCCCUCGUUAAACAACCAAAUAUGCUGAAUGGAAGAGGGAAUAUUCUUUAAUUUAUUAUAACUAUCUGCUACAGUAGUAGCUAUAUGUGAGGAGGGGAGUUACUACCACUAAAUGAGCACUAUAUUUGUCAUUUAAAGGGACAAAAAGAAGUCUGAGUUAUUGGGUACUCUUUAUCUUUGCUGGGAAAGCUGAAGAUUAAUGUUUACAUUUUUUGUCCGCUUAAAAACACUGGUACAAUGUUGCCUUUUACAGAGGGUGUUUUCCAGUUCUCACAAUUACUGCCAAUGCUGUUUUAAUUAUUGAGCAAGUUAAUAGUUUUGGAAAAAUAAUCACCAUAUCUGUAUUUAUAAGGUUACCAAAGAAUACAAUCUUACACUUCAGUUAUAAAUUUGCACUCAAUUCAUGUAUCUUAAAGGGAAUUUUGUGCAUAAUUAUCCAUUUUGUUGCCUUUACAAAUGCAGACCAGUUAAAUGGAACAAAGUUGUAAGUGACAGUUUAUGUGCAAAUAAAUAUUUCUUGUCUUGAUAUUGUCCUAAUACAUUGGGGUUGGGCAGAUGAUUUAAGGGGGUAGAGGAGAUACUCAGGAUGGUAUAUGUCACUACAAAUGACUGUCUGAUAUCUGGCUGUGAUAUUGUUGUGUUAUUUUUUUUAUGAAGGUGCUUAUAUAUUGGUGUUCAUUGUGGUGGUAAUGUGAGACAAAGUGCUAAAUUUGCAGCUAAACUAGCUCCCUAAGUUAAUGGUAUGUAUUAUAAAUUCUGCAACUAAAAACCAUAGCCAAAAAUUGAAAUCUUACUGAGUGGAUCAAUAGCUCACCUUUUCAUUCAGUAUGGCCUGAACUACAGUAAUUUGCUUAUCCUAAGAGUAGAGGAGAAACAAAAGACUGAUUUUGGUUGUUCACUUGUGUAUGAGUAAUUUUACAUUUGCGGUUCAUUCCCUUUUAAGGAAGGCACUUAUAUGAAUGACAAGCUUGCAUUAAUGUGUCAUGAAAUAUGCAAUUUCAUUUCAUGGGAAUGCUUUUAGCAAUAAUUAUUUUAAUGCUUCUCUUUCUCUAGUGAUGCUGAUUUCUAUUAAAACUCCCAAUUUGAAAUCUGAUUUAGAAAUUGAAUGGUGCAAUAUUGUGUGUUUCUCAGGGCUUUGCAGUGCACUCUUUUAUUUUCCUCUGAAACAAAACAUUUGCAAAUUUUCUAAUUGCUGAACAAUCUUGAUGCCCAUUCCUGACUUGCUACUUUUAAAACUUUGGUCUGAUAGCCAAUGAAAAUUGGGAAAAGACUUAAUUGCAAGCCAUAUUGGCCAAUUGGGAAGUGAGAAUUCUUCACACGUAGUUGGAAGAGUCAAUAUUUUGUUACUUUUCAUUUGACUUUAAGUAUGAAUUGUAUUUUGCACCUUAAGACCACUUACCAAAAUAUCUUUUCAGUUUCUCAGCCUUGCAUAAAAAUUCUGGAGUCAAUUUUGUACUAGAUAUUCUUGCAGUUAGGAUUAAAAUUCUUCUAACUUCACAAAUAUGAAAUGUCUUAAUUCUAAUAAAAUUAAACUGAACAAUGCACUUGGAUUUUGAAAAAUGAAGCUUUGAAAAAGCUUUUGAACUGAAUUGUAUGUCAUCAACAUUUUGUAAUUUAAUAGCAUUGUUAAUGCCCCUUGUAGCUUUUAUGUCAUUAACUGUGGCAGUUUUGGCAAAUGUUUAUAUCUCUUAAGGUGGCCUUUCUUGUGUCAACUGGUAGUUAAUAAAGGAAGAGAAACAUUUUAAGUGGAAUGAAAAACAUAAGCACAAAAAUGUAUUACUUGAAUGUGAAAAAUUAACUUUACAAUAAGCUAAAUGUGCAUUAUCCAACUUGUUGCCAUUAAAACUGUGACCUUUUUCAAUUUUUUCUUUAUAUUUUUGAUGUAAAGAGCAGUGUAUUUUGUACUAUUUAAAUCUGAAAUCCAAUUUUUGUUAAUAAAAAGUUCUUGGAAAAAGC
Carcharodon carcharias (great white shark) is the source of this 3746-nucleotide messenger RNA. Its product is annotated as arrestin domain-containing protein 4-like. Gene Ontology annotation, biological process: protein transport. The coding region runs from base 232 to 1455 and encodes 407 amino acids. Gene Ontology annotation, cellular component: plasma membrane; cytoplasm. Gene Ontology annotation, molecular function: ubiquitin-like ligase-substrate adaptor activity. The record is from RefSeq and is a predicted model, not a curated record. Lineage: Eukaryota; Metazoa; Chordata; Chondrichthyes; Lamniformes; Lamnidae. The transcript has 8 exons.